Penicillium riverlandense is the source of this 765-nucleotide messenger RNA. RefSeq names its product phosducin family protein. The transcript is spliced from 3 exons. NCBI's taxonomy places the organism in Eukaryota, Fungi, Ascomycota, Eurotiomycetes, Eurotiales, Aspergillaceae. The record is from RefSeq and is a predicted model, not a curated record. Gene Ontology annotation, cellular component: cytoplasm. Bases 1 to 765 code for a protein of 254 amino acids. Gene Ontology annotation, biological process: protein folding.
AUGCAAGUCGAAGUCAAUGAGAACGAAGACACGGAGUGGAACGACAUCCUCCGCCAACAUGGCAUCAUCCCCGAGAAGCCCAAGGACCCGGAGCCUCUCAUCCAAGAAGCCCUGAUCGAAGCAGCGCACAAGGCACACGAGAACCGCCUGGAAGAUAAAGAUCUCGACGAAUUGGAUGCUCUCGAAGACGAAGAGGACGAAGCAUUCCUGCAGUAUUACCGACAAAAACGUCUGGCCCAACUCUCAACCCUCCAGCAAACCAGCCGCUUCAACCAAGUCUACCCGCUCCAGAAAGUCGACUAUGCGCGGGAGGUGACUGAGGCCUCGAACGAGGCCUUUGUCCUGGUGAACCUCACCUCGCAGGGCGGGAAUGUUGAGUCGCAGGUCCUGACUGAGCUGUGGCGACAGCUAGCUGUUAAGUUCGGAGAUAUCAAGUUCUGUGAGAUCCGCGCGGACAUGUGCAUUGAGGGAUAUCCAGAGCGGAAUACGCCGACGAUCCUUGUCUAUAAGGACACAGAGAUUCGGAGACAGCUAGUGACCUUGCGUGAGCUGAAGGGUCCACGCACGAAGAUGGAAGGUAAGGUGGUCUUUGUUGUGUUGUGGAGUUCAGUACUGAUGCCAGAGACAAUAGAUAUCGAGCGUCUGCUCGUUGAUCUUGGCGCCGUGAAAGAAAGUGAUGUUCGUCUGAAGAAACAUUCUGACGAGGACGACAAGGCGGGCGAUGAUGACCUCAACAUUGAAGAUUAUGAUGAUGACUGGGAUUGA